Mugil cephalus (flathead mullet) is the source of this 2916-nucleotide messenger RNA. Its product is annotated as vicilin-like seed storage protein At2g18540. The coding region runs from base 254 to 1285 and encodes 343 amino acids. The transcript is spliced from 3 exons. The record is from RefSeq and is a predicted model, not a curated record. NCBI's taxonomy places the organism in Eukaryota, Metazoa, Chordata, Actinopteri, Mugiliformes, Mugilidae.
AGUCCAACAGAACAACACCCACCAGACCAGAGAGGCUCACAUACAUGUUCCAGGAGAUUACUUCUCUACUCCUAGUUCCAGUUCAUCUUCUGCCGCCAUCAUUGGUGUGAUUAUUGUUGCCAUUGUGGUUAUCGUUGGGGUUUCUGUUUUCCUGUGGAAGUGGAGACAGAAAAAACUCAAGAACAAGAAAGAUCUUAAUGAUGAAGAAACCCAGAGAGAGGAGAAGAAGAAUGAUCCAUCAACAGAGCCCUUUAUGGGAGGAAGAAAAGACAGAGAGACACUGGAGGACGAGGACAUGGAGACACGUCCAAGACUUCACCAUCACAUGGACGAUAAAACUCAACAGAUUCAAACCAACCAUGAUCUGAUCCAGUUACAAGGAGAGAGAGAGGAAGGAGCAGGAAUAACUGAGAGAAACAGUUUGGACACUAAGACAGAACCAGAGACUGAACCUGGAAGAGAAAAGACAGACGAUAAGACGGAGGAAAAACCAGAGACGAGACAUAAUCAGCAAACAGAAGAAGGAGAGAAUAUGACGACACAACGUAGAGGAGAUGAGAUGGAUGAAGGAAAACAUGGAGGAGAACCUCUGACUGAUGAGGACAAAGAGAAGAGGAAGAAGAAGACAAAGAUACAGAUUAAAAAGAAGAAGGAAACACAACCUGAAGAACCUCUGAAUGAUGAGGAGCAAGAGAAGAGAAAAAAUGAGAAAAUACAGAUUGAAAAGAAGAAGGAAACACAACCAGAACAAGCAGAAGUUCAGAAUGUGAAGGAUGAAAGAAAACAUGGAGGAGAAUCAAAGGACAAAGAGAAAGAAAAACUGAAGACAAAGCUACAGAUGAAAGAAAGAGAAGAGAAGAAAUGGGAGGAAAGAGUUUCUCGACUAAAGAUUCAGAUAGAGGAUAAGGAGAAACAGAUUAAUGAACUGAUGCAGCAGAAGAGAGAGAUAGAAGAGAUGGAGAAAGACAGACUGAGAGAAGAAGAUGGAACUGAGAAAAUUCCUCUAGAGACAAAGAAAGAUCUGGAGAAGAAGAAAUCUGAACUUAUGAAAGAUCUGAGGAAGAAGCAGAUAGAGAUCCACAGAAUGAGGAAGGAUGAGUCUGUCUUAAUAGAGAGAAGAAAUAAAUUAACUAAUGAAAAAGAGGAGAUUAUUAGAAAACUAGAGAUGGAGAAAGAGAGUAAUGAUGGAGAGAAUCAGAGGAAUGAUGGAGAGAAUGAGAGCCAUGCAGAUGACCUGAACGACCUUUGUAAGGGAAUUGGAUCAAUAUCAAUUAUUAGUAAUUAAUCAAUCUCAUCAUAUCUCAGGCAUCAGCUCUCAGCACAGGAAUCAUAUAUCUACAGCUCAAAAGGACCUUUCUGACAACGACUUAAGUGAAAUAUUAUUUACAAAUGGUGAAUGAUGAAUAAUAAACACUGUGAUGAACAAUAUAACAGCUGGAGUAAUAGAAAAUGAUGAGAAAACAGAAUGAGUUUAAUGAAAAUGAGUGAGUGUGAACAAAAGUGAGGACGCAAACUGAACCUAAUUAAAUUAAAUUAAAUUAAAUUAAAUUAUUCAGAUUUAUUUAUAGUUUGUUCAUCACACACACAUCAACUCUGCUCAAAUAUGAAGGUGAUAGUCUACUUAGGGAACUCCUUGGAUGCUGCUCCGAACAACUCCGGGUGACCAAAACUGUCCUUGUCAGCUCAGAUCUUCACUUGUGCUAUCGUCGGGGAAAGCCAGCGGUACCAAAGGUGUUGAGAGCCGCUUGAUGUGACAGUCAUCCAGGUCCUGAUUUCGGCAUCGGUUACGGCACGAGAGAAAUUACUUUGUCACCGUAGCUUUGUUGCACAUAAAAGUAAACAUUCUUAAAAAAUAUAAAAUAAAAACAACAACAAAAAAAAAAAAACAACUUUGAUGAACUGGUGAAAGGUGGAUAAGGGCGGACGGAUUAUUUCACAAUGGAUCCAUUCGAAUGAUUUCACAAACUCCAUGCCACGUUGUCAAGAUGACACAGGAAGACGUUCACAUGCAUGGUAGAAAUUCCUUGGAGCGGUUCCAGACAAACAGCCGGUGUCUUUCAUUUCUUUCCACUGAGCAGAAAAAGAAUGAACAUCAACACGACUUCAGAGAGCAACACGUUCACAUUACCUGCUCCGUGGAAGUGGAAGUCAUGAAGUCAAACCUGUUCCAAAGACAAAACGUUAAACAUGCCUCACGUUUUUAGCUGGGGGUCACGGGUUUGACUUGUUGAUGUAUCGUUGGCGCUCGGUGAAGGAAAGAUGCCAGCAAAUGUCUCAGAAUGACGGUAGCCAUCUUGGAAUGGGAAGAUGUUGUUGUUGUUUUUAGUAAAAAAGUAAGUAAAAAAAGAAAUAGAAAUAUGAGUUUUAACUGUAAUGUCAUAUUUGAGUUUCUGAGACCUCUGCUCUUCCCUUAUAAUCGAUAAACGAUCGAAUCAAAAAACUUGUACUAUACAGUUUUAUAUCUGUCGUCUGCCGCCUGGUGGAUGUAUCCAUGCUCUGCAGCCACCAGCAAGAUUUUGUUUUCAUGGACUUUCAGUGUUUCGGUUAGAAAAUUUUUGCCUAUUUUGAAAAGGUUAAGAAAAGUUGUGAUAUGUGAUAUAAUGUGAUACAGCAGGUUUAGGUAUGCAAAUAAUCAGUCACUAUCUCAUUCAAUUCAAUGAGACCGUGUGUUCAAACUUUUGAAUGUAUAUAUGUACAUUUUGGAAUUUAAGUCAGUUGGUCAGUUGGUAUUUAAAUGUCAUCUUGAAAUGUGUUUGUUCAUUCAUUCCAUAUUACUGUUUUGCUUUUAUGUUUUUUUUUUUUUGGUUCAAAAUAAUUGUCCUUUGCAUCCAGUGAAGCUUUUCUUUAUUUCCUUUAUUCAUUCAUGGGGUGUCUAAAGGUCUAAUUAGCACUGAAAUAAAAAAUAAAAUGAAUGCA